Molecule: messenger RNA, 3186 nt
Organism: Gambusia affinis (western mosquitofish)
Lineage: Eukaryota; Metazoa; Chordata; Actinopteri; Cyprinodontiformes; Poeciliidae
Gene: lg15h21orf91
Product: linkage group 15 C21orf91 homolog
Exons: 5
Coding region: 159-1022 (287 amino acids)
Source: RefSeq, a predicted model, not a curated record
UCUUUCCGCUUAGAGGCUACUGAGGUUCCUGUGGCUUCCUCGGAUUUACCGUGACACGCAGUCUUGUUUAAUGUGUGAGAUCCUUCUGAGACCGUGAACUACCGAGGUGUCCGCUCAAAGCUGUCCGAAAAGAGCCAUCGGCUGAGAGAAGAGGCACAAUGGAUGAAGAGGAGCAGUUUGUGAAUAUCGAUCUGAAUGACGACAAUAUCUGCAGCGUCUGCAAAUUAGAGACUGAAACGGGGACCCUGUCCUUCUGCCAUGUCUGCUUUGAACUCAGCAUCGAGGGCGUCUCCUCAGCCUCCUUAUUGCACUCGAAGUCGCUGCGUGGCCACAGAGACUGCUUUGAGAAAUGCCACCUCAUUGCCAAUCAGAAGUUGUCCCAUUCCAAGGUCUCCAGAAGUGCCUAUGAGGGUAUGAAGCUGGCCCUCAGCCAGAAGCUGAACCGCAUCAUCCAGUUCGCCCAGAACAAAGACUCGCUCUCCUCCAGCGGCUGCACCAGACGGGGAGCAAAGCUCCUUUGUUACAGCCAGCAGGGCGAGCGCAAGCUGCUGCCCCAGUCUGACGCCCAGGUGCCCCGCUACGCCCCCUGCUGGGACAGGUCCGGGGCGACGGGGCUGCCGGCGUACGCAGCGGGGAUGCUGGAGAGUCAAACAACCGAGGAGGUGGAGCUGCUGCGCGAGUCGCAGGCCGAUGGUUGGAGCAGGGAUGGACGGAAGGAUCUGCACAGCUGGAAGCAGUCAUCGGGACAGAAGCAGCACAGAAACCAGGGGCACAGCAGGGACGAAUUGACUAAAAUGAGUGUGGAUGAGCUCCAUCAGCUGAACAGCCAAAUGCUGAAGCAGAUUGAAAAGGUCUUUGAGGAGCUGACGGCCGCCGUGCAGGAGAAGGACGCCUUGGCGUCGGAGCUGCACGUCCGUCACGUCGCCAUCGAGCAGCUCUUUAAAAACUGCACCAAACUGCCCUGGUUGCACAUCAGCAGGGCCGGCGUGAAGGCCAGCACCAGUGGAGCCGCUGUGGAAUGAAGGGCUGGAAGACGGCACAGCCCCAAAGGUGGAUUCUCUGAAGAUGAUGAUGAUGACGAAGUGGACUGCCUCAGCAUGGAGGAAGCCUCUGGAUUCCACUAGACUUUUACACUAUGCCGCCAUUAAGCCACCGGCUCUGCAUCCGCACAAGUUACCAAGGGCUCGGUUGUUCUGCGGGCACAGAAACGAUGCGAGGGUUUUCAGUGCUUGGCUUGUUGCAGCUUGAAUUGCCACCUGCUGAUUACCCAGGAUGCAUGUUGAGAACAGCGAGUUCCAGCGUAGAACUGGAAGGGAACCUCGGCGUUUUAACGUGCUGCAGAUCCUUAAGGAAAAACGUUUUUUGUUUGAAUUGACUUUUAAUAUUUGCUGGUGAUGUUUUUUUUUUUACUGUGAGUUUUAUUUUGUACGCUGUUCGAUAAUUAAUCAAUUUCAUUGUGCUCGGCACAAUUUCACCUUGGUUCUCUCGAACAAAGUAGCUACGGACAUUCAGUUUUUUAGUAUUUCUUCAAUUUGUUUUCAGUUAAGAUAUGAGAAUCAGUAUUUUGGUCUUUGAAAAAUGAAAGUAUUUUAUUCAGUCAAGCUUCCUAGCUGCACAAUAAUUACCUAAAACAGGUAAUGAAAUGGGAUGUGAGAUUGUCCUGAAACUGCUCUGUUUGGAUAUGAGAACUGACUGUCUGAUAUCAGUAAACCACUGCUUGUCCAUUUAUAUUUCUUUAUAGUUAAGUAUCAUCAUAAAUUAUGGAUAAAAAAUGGUCAUAAAAUAAUCUAAUAGUUAUUUUCUGAAAGCUUUAUUUUCUACCUUUCGUCCAUUUAUUGUCUCUGGUCCUUGUUUGGGUCAGAUGAUUAUGGUCCUAGAUCUAAGCAUCAGUAGUUUAAAAAUGACUUAUAGUCAACCUUGAGGAAAUUAGUUAUGAGUAACUUUACACCUUAAAGUCCUCCAAAAGAUACCAAAAAGCAUUAAUUUACACCAAUUCAGUAUUUGGGAACAAUGUACACACUAGAUUUCUGUUAGUUUGGUUUCUAAUUAUGUUUUAAUCAUGACGUUUUACACUCUGUUGCCUAAGGAGACGUGUUAUAUGAAACUUCCCUUCAGUCUAUGUCCAUUCUGUUACUUCUGGUGUAAUCAGUUUCCCAUUUCAUACAAAACAGUGCGAUGUCCAUCGUGUAGCUGUCGAGCACAAAGCACCAUGGAUGGUUAUACACUUAUUCAAAAAAGAUGGAGCUUCUGAAAAGCAAACCCAGUUGCAAUACCAAAGUCUGUUCUGCAUUUUAUUUCUAAAAAAUAUGAUGAUGAUGCAACACCAAACAGAUUUGAUAACCCAUGUGACUUAUCCUUACUUGCUUUCAUGUGUUCAGAGUGUACUUUAUUGAUUCGUUCUCAAGUUGCUUUCUUUCUGUCCUGUUUAAAUGUGUCGGAGCAAAGUGUCCACAUAGCAAUACAAACAGGGCGGUUUGGUCUUCAGUGCCUAUGGAUGUCCCUAACUUUUAAACAAAGGAAGACAAAGGUAUAUGAAUCCUAUGCAAGCUACAGACUAAAAUACAUACGGCCUUAUCGAGAGAGUAUUGGUUUGACUUUUCUUCAGAGGGCGAGGUCGCCGAUUUUAAGAGUUUCUAAGCUUGAUGUGUAGAAAAACUCAGCAUUAUGUGUAUUUUGCUCUCUUUGUAAGAGAUUAGAUGUUUUUGACCCUUCUUAGGGUCUAAAGAAAAGGUUUUAGCUCAGUUUUAAGCUUUUUUUCCCCAUGGGUUUUAUUUUAGAUGGUUAUUUGCCAUCUGCUUAAGUGCGUUUUUGCUUGGUGGUUUUUUGUGUUUUUUUAAACCCUUUUAAAUCUUUGGUUGUACAUUUGUUUUUGAGUUGCUUUUGUGUGCUGUUAGAACAUGUCUGGGACUUUCUCCCUGCUCGGUGGGAGAACCAGUCCCAUUUUACUGUGGUUCCAUUAUCUCCAACUGAAAAUGGAGGUGUAUCUGUUACACUUCUACAUUAGUUGUAGCCUAACUGUUCAUUUCCUUAAAAUUGUUUUUUUUUUUUUUGUUCAUGGCUGAAUCUGUCUUUAAUGUAUUUGCAUUAUAUUUAUUCUGUGUGGAAUAAUUUGUCUUUUGAAUUGUGCUUAACUUAAAUAACUUGUUUUUCCAAUAAAAAUAAAAAUGCAGGUAUUUUUACAUUAUC